This is a messenger RNA of Schizosaccharomyces octosporus yFS286, 5000 nucleotides long. Its product is annotated as AMP binding enzyme. Gene Ontology annotation, cellular component: cytosol. Lineage: Eukaryota; Fungi; Ascomycota; Schizosaccharomycetes; Schizosaccharomycetales; Schizosaccharomycetaceae. The record is from RefSeq and is a predicted model, not a curated record. Bases 116 to 4657 code for a protein of 1513 amino acids. The transcript has a single exon.
GUCGGAUUAGCUAGCAAACACCAAAACCUUUGGCAGCGUUCGUAAUUUGUUGAAAUUGAAUUAGCAUUUUUCUUCUGCAUGUAUAUUUAGAAAAUCCUUUAGGUUUCUUUAUGAUAUGAAUCCAUCACCGGAAAAUUCCGGAGAUUUUGAAAGGACAUUCAACAAUUUUAAUAAAAUCUAUACGGAAAGCAAUUCCAAAGAACCUAGGAAUGCUGAAUUUAAUGAUUAUAUAGACUACAAUUCGAAUAUUUCCUCUGGAAACGGUUAUGAUGCGUAUCCUUCGUAUGCCACGAUGAAUUCCCAGGAAUCUCAAUAUCCUUCUGUCGAUAAUCCGGGUUAUCUACCUUACAACAUUCCUAAAGAUGAUAAUGUAAUGAUGGCUGAUGAUAUUUUGGAAAAUUCCAAGUAUCACACUGAUACAUACGGAUUCGAUGGUAAAAACUUUGGAAGUCGUCUUGAAAUGGAUGACUCUUUCACGGAUGCUCAAUGGGCACAUCUUGCUGGUAAGCAACAGCAUCCUUUAGAACCUCGUGAAGUUCCAUUUCCUGUUACGGAUCCCUUGAAUCCGAAGAUUGAAAUGAAUCAGUUUGCUAAUAUCGCGGCUGUUCUUCGAUAUCGUGGAGUUUAUAAUGCAAAAAAAACAGCGUUUGUAAUUUUGGACAGCAAAGGAAAAGAAUUUGCGUCUAGUACCUGGGAAAAGAUUGCUUCGCGAGCAGAAAAAGUUGCUCAAGUUAUACGCGACAAGAGUGGCUUGUUUAGAAGUGAUAGAGUUGCCCUCAUGUAUCGCGAUAGUGAAGCUAUUGAUUUUAUUGUUUCUCUUUUUGGGUGUUUUAUUGCCGGGGUAGUAGCAGUACCUGUAAACCAUUUUGAUGAUUAUAAUGAACUAACCUCUAUUUUUACUACCACCGGCACUCGAUUAGCUUUGACUACCGAUGCCAAUUUAAAGAGUUUCCAAAGGGAUCUAAACGCCAAAAAGUUACAUUGGCCAAAAAAUGUAGAGUGGUGGAAAACGAAUGAGUUUGGUGGAUUUCAUUUCAGAAAAAAAGGUGAUUUACCGCCCUUACAAGUUCCAGAUCUUGCCUAUAUUGAAUUUUCAAGGUCACCACUAGGCGAACUGCAUGGUGUAGUCAUAUCGCAUCGAACUAUCUUGCAUCAGAUGAACUGCUUUGCUGCUAGUCUUUCUACUGCUCCUGCUUAUGAUUCGGAUAAGAUGGACUAUUUAUCUAUGGAUCGUGAAUACUUUGAAGGUGUAAGUAAGGCUGGUUUAUUUUUGACGUAUCUUGACUUACGGCAAGCCAUUGGCUUGAUUCUUGGUGUUUUACAUACCGUUUUUUCUGGUUACACUACCGUUUGGUGUCCUCAGAGUGCUGUUUUUGUGCCUGGAUUAUGGGCGAACCUUGCCACGCGCUAUCGUGCCAACUAUAUGUUGACUGAUUACGCUGGCUUAAAAGCAAUAGCUUAUAAUUAUCAAAAUGAUCCAAAGGCCACUCUUGGUUUUAGUAAAAAGCAGCCCGUCGAUCUCUCAACAUUGAGAAUGUGCAUGGUCGACUGCCUUAAUGUUGACUGUGAAUUUCAGGAGAUUGUAUCGGAUAGAUGGUUGAAACCAUUAGGUAAUCAUAAUUCCCGUGCAACCCUAGUGCCUCUUUUGUGCCUUCCGGAACACGGUGGUAUGGUCAUCUCUAUGAAGGACUGGGUAGGUGGAGAGGAAUUUAUGUCUCCUAGAGGUUUUCAAGUUCCUCGUACUUCCGAAAAUGAGAUUGCAGAGGUGUUAUUGGAUAAAGAAGCAUUGAAGCUUAAUGAAGUUGUUGUUUUGGCGGAAGACGAGAAAGCCCGUCGGCAAUCGAAACACCCUAGUACUAUUCGACUUGGUGCAUUUUGGUAUCCUUUUGUUGAUGCAACUUUAGCAAUUGUUGAUCCAGAAACUGAAGUGUUGUGCAUCCCUAAUGUGGUUGGUGAAAUCUGGGUCGAUUCUCCUUCAUUGUCAGGCGGUUUUUUUGCAUUACCUAAACAAACUGAAGCUAUAUUUCAUGCUAAAACUUAUUUUAUAUCCUCUGAUACUUUUGAGCCAGUUGCUUCAAAUCAAGAAUUUUUGCGAACGGGAUUGUUAGGAUUUGUCCAUAAAGGUAAAAUUUAUGUUCUAGGCUUGUAUGAGGAUCGUCUUCAACAAAAGGUUGAAUGGGUUGAUAAUGGAAAACAGGAUACAAUAUUCUUUCAUCAUUAUACAUCUCAUUUAGUUACUACUAUCAUGAGAACUGUAACUAAAGUUUUUGAUUGCUCGACCUUUGACAUUUAUGUAAACAGCGAGCAUCUGCCUGUCGUUUUGUUAGAGAGUCCAGCGGCAAGUGUACCAGCUGAUACUUCUGGUACUCAAUUUUUGUUGAAUUAUGAUAUGCUGAGUCAAAUAACCGCGGAAUGUAUUGAGUGUCUAUUGGAGUAUCAUCAGGUUCGUGUCUACUGUGUACUGAUUUGCGCUCCUUUCACGUUGCCAAGAGUAACUAAGAAUGGUCGGCAGGAAAUCGGAAAUAUGAUGUGUCGAAGAGCCUUUGAGCAUGGUACACUACCGUUUGUUUUUGUAAAAUUUGCCGUUGAGCGCGCUGUACUUAAUCUUCCAGUUGGAGAAGAUGCCAUUGAUGGUAUUUGGUCAAAUUACGCUAGUAAUCUUCGGCAAAAUCUUCUUCUUGAUCAAGAACUACAAUAUAGUGGCUAUAUCGAACGUCCAAUUCAUUUGGAUGGGAAGACUUUGGUUAAUAUGUCUUCGUACAAAAGUAUAUUGGACAUACUUCAACUUCGUGUAAAAGAGAAUGCUGAUGAUAUAGCAUAUAUUACUAUAGAUGGACGUGGACGCGAGGGAAAAAACAUAACUUGGAGAAAAUUUGAUCAAAGGGUUGCGACUGUAAUUCGAUAUUUGCAAAAGAAGAAAUAUCUCAAGGCUGGAAGAGUUGUUGUGCUAAUGUAUACACAUUCUGAAGACUAUGUGUAUGCAUUGUAUGCUUGUUUUUAUUUGGGCUUAAUUCCUAUUCCUGUUCCUCCGUUGGAUAAUACUCGGUUAUCCGAAGACGUCCCAGCUUUCUUAUUCCUCAACAAGCAAUAUUAUGUUAGUGCAGUGUUGCUAAAUUCUGAAGCCGAUAUGGCAAUUAGAGGGAAAAACGCUUCACAGCAUCUCAAGCAGUCUGCUAUGGCCGCUAAGGUGAUUCUUCCUUCGUUUAUAGUCACCUCUAAGCUAAGCAAACAAACAAAGAGCAUUAAAGAGUUAGGUGUAACUUUAGAUCCUGUAUGUUUGGAUCCUGCAUUUCCUGCACUGGUAUCAGCUCACUGGUCUCCAGAUCACAAAUUAACUUUAACAGCUUACAAUCAUGAAACAUUGCUCUCUUCAUGUCAAAUUCAGAAAGAAACUUGUCAGAUGACACAUAAAAGGCCCGUGCUUGGUCAUGUACGAAGUAUGAGUGGUAUAGGUUUUUUGCAUACCUGUCUGAUGGGCGUGUUUCUGGGAACAACUACAUAUAUGUUAUCUCCCUUGGAUUUUGCGAAUAAUCCACUUUUGCUCUUUCAUAUCAUUUCCAAGUAUAAAAUCAAAGAUACUUAUGCUACGUUCCAGACACUGAACUAUGUUCAAAAUAUGCAGCCUACUAAAUGGCCAAACUUAUCCUGCUUAGAAAAUUUGAUGAUACCUCAUGAUGGCCGAGUUAAUGCCUUUUACAUCUCCGAAUUGCAGAAAUUUUUCAUGAAAUUUGGACUAAGUCCGUAUGCUUUUAGUAUUGUAUAUAGCAGUUGUCUCAAUUCUUUUGUUACUACAAGGUCUUACAUGGGAGCUACUCCUACGAAAUACUGUGUUGAUCUUCGUGCUCUUCGCCAUGGGUUAGUACAGCCUUGUGAUUCUGAAGAUAAAACUUAUGCACUACCACUCUUGGACUCGGGAAUGGUUCCGAUAUCCACUCAAGUCGCCAUUGUAAAUCCUGACACUAGGGAACUCUGUCGUUUGGGCGAAUAUGGUGAAAUUUGGGUUCGUUCUAGUUCUAAUGCCAUUUCAUUUUUCCAGUCUAGUGACCCAGUUGAUAUGAUGAGAUUCAAUGCUUCUUGUGAUAACGAAUCCAUCGGUAAUGGCCAAUAUGUUCGUACUGGAGAUUUGGGAUUUCUCCAAAUUACGUCUCAGUCUAUGGGGCCUGGUAAUCCGAUUGUUGAUAUGCAGCUCCUUUACGUUUUAGGACCGAUAGGAGAAACGUUUGAGGUGAACGGGUUAAGUCAUUUUCCUCCAGAUAUUGAAGAUACAAUUGAAAGAUCACAUCCUCGUAUUACACGAGGUGGUUCUGUCGUUUUUCAAUCGGGAGGAAACGUUGUCAUCGUUGUUGAAGUGAUAGGUUAUGAUUAUUUAUCUGCGAUUGUCCCCGUUAUCAUCAAUAGCAUCUUGGAUGAGCAUCAAAUUGUGGUAGACACUGUUGCCUUUACUUCACGAGGGAACUUUCCUCGGUCUCGUUUACGUGAAAAGCAACGAGGCAAGAUCCUUGCUUCAUGGGUUACUAGAAGACUGCGGACAACACAAAUAUUUUACAUUAGGGGUUCUGCUGAUAAAUCUCAAGACCCGUAUGUUCCUUAUAUUAGUUCAAAUGCUAGUGCAACGCCUUCUAUCAGUUCGAAAAAUACAAGUCUACGAGUUUUUUGAUAAUACUUCGCUAUGUUUCCCGAGAAUGCAAAGAUAGCAGAGGAUUGAUUUAUUUAACUCUGCGAAAACACUUUGUAUGAUUACGCUUUACGACUUUUGAGAUUUUGGUUACUAUAUUUUUGCAUGUCAUGUAUAUUUAUACACAUAUUUUUUCAACGCCAUUAUUGUUUUUUACAUACGUCCUUUUUCAUUCCCUCUUUUUUCUGUCACUUACACCGUAUUUUGCAUAGUAUCUUAUGAAAGAAAUUAAUAGCUGCAAUGUUCGUUUUAUUUUUAGUUCAGUAUACUUCAAAAAUAGAUUUCGUUACGGUAGCACUCAAUAGUCAUUCGCAUGUCUAUUCCA